AUGGCUAUGGCUUCCGCGAAGGCCGUCGCCAUCCUCAGUGUCGCGGUGAUCGCGUCGUUCCUUCUCGCGGCUGAGUGCCGCCACAUUGCCCGGAAGGACCUGGGCGUCGGCCUCGGCGGCGGCGGCUCUGGCGGGCUAGGAGUCGGCACGGGCGGCGGCGGCUCUGGCGGGCUAGGAGUCGGCACGGGCGGCGGCCUGGGGGUCGGCACGGGUGGCGGCCUUGGGGUUGGCACGGGUGGCGGAGUGGGCGUCGGCUCAGGGAUCGGUGUCGGCGGCGGCGGUGGUGGCGGCGGCUCUGCGUCCGGGUCAGGAUCCGGGUCCUACUCAGGCUCCGGCUCUGGUUCGGGAUCAGGGUCCGGCUCCGGGUCAUGGUCCGGCGCGGGGUCGUCACCGGCCGGAUCCAGCGCAGGCUCGUACGCCGAGUCAGGAGCCGGCUCGAAUGCGGGGCCUGGCGGCGCGGGAUCGUACACGGGCUCCAGAGCUGGCUCGCACGCAGGCUCCAACGGCGGAGGAGCGGGCUCGUAUGCGGGCUCUGACGCCGGCUCGUAUGCUGGGUCCGGCGCUAGCCCGCAUGGCGGCGGCUCUGGUGCUGGCUCGUACGCUGGGUCCCGGGCUGGCUCCUACGCUGGCAGCGGCCAUGGCAAGUGA
Messenger RNA from Setaria italica (foxtail millet), 648 nucleotides. RefSeq names its product ctenidin-3-like. NCBI's taxonomy places the organism in Eukaryota, Viridiplantae, Streptophyta, Magnoliopsida, Poales, Poaceae. Bases 1 to 648 code for a protein of 215 amino acids. The transcript has a single exon. The record is from RefSeq and is a predicted model, not a curated record.